AUGGCGACCGGGCUGGUGUCUCCAUCCCGUGGUGCCGGCUCUCCACUGAGGCCAUCGCGCAUCAACACCACGCUGCGACUCGCGAAGAAGGAAGUGGAGGAGGAGGUGGAGAAGGUGGCCCCAAACGCUCCGGGCGACACGCCAAACGCUCCGGGCGACACCCAAAACACUCCGGGCGACACCCCAAACGCUCCAGCACUCGGGACGAGACUCCAAACACUCCGGGCGACACCCCAAACACUCCGGACGACACCCCAAACACUCCGGGCGACACCCCAAACACUCCGGGCGACACCCCAAACACUCCGGGCGACACCCCCAAACGCCCGGGACACUCCCAGCGUGGGCGACGCUCCGACCCCGGAGGCGCUGAGCCCGGACGACGAACAGCUGCUCGCCAAGCUGGAGGAGCAGAACCGGCUGCUGGAGUCAGACAGCCGCUCGCUGUCAUUCGGUGGCUCGCGCAGGAACAGCGGCUCCUCCCUCGUGUCCUCCUCGUCGGCCUCCAGCGGCCUGGGCCACAUGGACGAGGACGCGUGGUCCGUGUGGGGACACCUGGUCAACGAGUGGGAGGAGGUGUCGCGCAAGCGGGACAAACACGUCAAGGAGCUGGUCCGCAAGGGCAUUCCGCACCACUUCCGUGGCAUCGCGUGGCAGUUGCUGUGCGGCGCCCAGAACGUGCCGGUGAAGCGACAAUACUCGGAGCUGCUGAAGCUGACGUCGCCUUGCCAGCGCCUCAUCCGCAGGGACAUCGCCCGCACAUAUCCCGAGCAUGAGCUCUUCCGGGAGAAGGACAGCAUGGGACAGGAGGUGCUGUUCAAUGUCAUGAAGGCCUACUCCCUGGUGGACCCCGAGGUGGGCUACUGCCAGGGCAGCGCCUUCAUCGUGGGCCUCCUGCUCAUGCAGAUGCCGGAGGAGGACGCCUUCUGCGUGUUCGUUCGCCUCAUGCAAGAGUACCGCCUCCGUGAGCUCUUUAAACCCAGCAUGGCCGAGCUGGGCCUCUGCAUCUACCAGUUUGAGUGCAUGAUACAGGAAAGCCUGCCCGACCUGUACACGCACUUCCAGGCGCAGAGUUUCCACACCACCAUGUACGCCUCCUCCUGGUUCCUCACCAUCUUCCUCACCACCUUCCCGCUGCCCGUCGCGACGCGCAUCUUCGACGUCUUCGUCGCAGAGGGCUUGGAGGUGGUGUUCCGCGUUGGUUUGGCCAUCCUGCAGAGCAACCAGGCCGAGCUGAUGCAGCAGGACAUGGAGGGCAUGCUGCAGCAUUUCCAAAAGGCCAUCCCCCACAUGUUUGACAGCUGCCCCGAGCGUCUGAUGACACAGGCCUUCCAGGUCAAGUACAAUGCCAAGAAGAUGCGCAAGCUGGAGAGGGAGUACAACACACAGCGCAGCAAGGAGAUCCAGGAGCAGGUGGAGAUGAAGCGUCUCCGGACAGAAAACCGUCUCCUCCGACAGAGGGUGGAGAACCUGGAGAAGGAGGCCACAGCCCUGGUAGACAAACUCGUGCAGGGCCAGGUGUGCCGUGCCCAGGAGAACGAGGAGCAGUCCCUCCUGAGGCGGGAGUUGGCCCAGCUGAGGCAUCAAAACCGCGAGGCUGUGGCCCGCUUGCAGGAGGCCGAGGGUAGUGCCACACACCUCCAGGAACAGCUGGAGGUGUCCCGGGGCCUCCGCUGCUCUGAGGAGUUUGUGUUGGGGCUGGAGCAGCAGCUGGCUCGCUCGCAGCUCAGGGAGCAGGCCGUACACACCGCCCUGCAGCACGUCCAGGAGCACAUCAUAGAGAUGGAGCAGAGGCGCUGUGAGCUCCCUGAGGAGGGCUCUGCUCCUCGGCUGCGCUCCUCGCUGCUGACGUCACGCGGGGCCGAGGCGGCCGCCCUGCAGGGCGCCCACGAGCUGCGCCGGCGCCUCGCGGCGCUGCAGCGCAGCUGGGAGGCUUACGUCGCAGCCGGCCCCCACCAUCAGCGCCAGCCCCCCACCACCACCACCACCUCCACCACCACCACCACCUCCACCGCAGCGACGCCGGCCGCGGUGGAGGAUGAGUUGAUGGCGGCACGGAUCGCUGAGACGCGGGCACUGGCCGAGCUGAGCCAGACACGGCACCGUCUCAUCGAGCUGGAGACGCAGAGUCACGUGACGUCCGGUGAGCUGCGCCGGAUGGAGAGGGAUCUGGCGUCGUGCCGCGAGACGGAGCAGCGUUUGGAGGACGAGGGCUCGACGUUGAGGGCGCAGCUCAACCGCACUCACCGGUGCCUCACCGACCACCAGCAUCAGGGCCAGGAGCGUGCCAUGGCAGCUCGCUUCCGUGGCGUGGAGGAGGAGGCCUCUACACUGCAGCUCAGGCAGAGAGUCUGUCAACUAGAGAUGCAGGAGGAGGAGGAGCGUCUGCACGGGGAGCUGCGUGGCCGUGCCGACUCAUCACGCGUCGGCAAACUCACCUCUACCAUCAAGCGGCUACGUGCCGAGGUGAGGAGGCUGAAGGCGAUAUCCCGGGGUGACUCGGGACCAGCCGGGGUCGACAACAACGAGGUGGAUGGAGCAGCAGCAGCAGCAGGAGGAGGAGCAGCGUCCACCAUGUCAUCCUCCUCCUCCUCCUCCUCGUCAUCGUCGUCAUCCCUGGAAGAGGGCUACAGCGGCAGCGCCUUGCCCACCCCUCCGGCCCCUCCACAGUUGACCAGUCCAACCGCCACCCCCGCCGUCACGGCAAUGGUACGGUCCGACUGCCCGGGCUCUGGCUAGGCAGGGGGCGGACCCACACGACACCCCCUCCCCAUGCCUCCCCUCCUCCGCCGUUGUGAGUGGUACAUUCCGCGUUGGGUAGAGCUCCACGUGAUGGUUUGGAGCGUACCACUUGGAUGGGGUGUGGGGGGUGGGGGAGAGCGGUGUUUGCGUGCGUGUCUGUGCCUGUUGUCAGUGUUAUACAUUCCACAGCAGUGGCGUAUCGGGGUAACACAGCACUACAUACCGUGUACGUGUUGGAGCAUACCACUUGAAUACAAGGGGGGGGCAGUUUCAGUGGUACAUUCCAAAGCAGUGGCAUAUUGGGGUCACACAGCACUACAUACCGUGUACGUGUUGGAGCAUACCACUUGAAUACGGGAGGUGGUGGUGGGGGGGGGGUGUGUGUGUGAGAGUGGUACAUUCCAUAGUAGUGGCGAUCUCUUCGCUGAGAGAUUGGACCGUACCACUUGCGCCGGAGGAGGGGGGGUGGUGGCUUUGAGUGGAACUUCUUUCCCUACGGCAUUGGGGCCGCAUUGGGCAAUCAACGUUGUCCUGAGCCACUCAUUUUGGACCGUACCACUUGAAACGGGAGGGGGGGGGGGGGGUGGGAAGGGGUUUCUCAUCGUCUUAAUUAAGGAUGAUUUCAUAACUGCAGUAUUUUUCCUCUCUCUCUCGUUAAUUAAAUCGGGGGAGAGAGUGGAGGUAAUUAAUUAUAAUUAUCGUCGUGGCUGUAACUGUGACCGACGGGUCGAUGUUAACGCUUACGCAAGUGUUCGUUAUAUUUAAGGCUUUUUGUGACAUUUACACAAAUAUUGUUAUUUUUUGGCCGGCGCGCGCAUGCGCGCGCGUUUGUUGGGGGCGUGGCUAACUAAAGCAUGUGACCACGCCCCCUCCCCCACUCACCCAACGGCGUGGCUCCGCCCACAGCCGACGCGGGUCACGUGACGGCGA
Petromyzon marinus (sea lamprey) is the source of this 3672-nucleotide messenger RNA. The record is from RefSeq and is a predicted model, not a curated record. NCBI's taxonomy places the organism in Eukaryota, Metazoa, Chordata, Hyperoartia, Petromyzontiformes, Petromyzontidae.